AUGACUUUAAUUAAUCAACAAACUCUAACUGAAAUGAAUGAAUCUGUAACUAUACCAACUAUACCAACUAUACCAGAUGAACAUCAAAAUUUCACUUCCCUUUCACCGCAAAACACAACUUUAUCUGCACAUGAUUCAGAAGACACAAGAUCAAUCCGAUCAACAUCAAGUCGACCACCAGCCUAUUCCAUAGAAGAUGAAAUAAUAUCACCACCAACGAUUCCAUUUUCUGCACACAUUUCCUUGAAUUCAACGAGCUCUAUUCCAUCAUUAAAUAAUUCACAAAUUUCUUUACCAUCAUAUGAUCACGCUAAAGUCGAUAUGCCACCACAAUAUCCACAUUUAAAAAUUGAUAUUAAUUCACCCUGGGAACUGGUACCAAUCGAACCACAGCAACCUUGGCCAAUUACGAAAAAGUUCUAUAUUUUCGGUUUUUUAAUAUGGCCGCUUUGGUAUAUCGGAAUUGUCUAUAGCAUAUUUGGGAAGGAUCAAGCAACAAAAACAUGGGGUAGACGAUGUAUUUGGAACGCUCUUAUAUUGACUUCAGUGAUUACUUACAUUGUCGUCGCCUAUUGUAGAGCU
Dentiscutata heterogama is the source of this 582-nucleotide messenger RNA. Lineage: Eukaryota; Fungi; Glomeromycota; Glomeromycetes; Diversisporales; Gigasporaceae. The record is from the annotation of a GenBank genome assembly.